AAACCAGUGGUGGAGAAGAUGCGCAGAGAUCGCAUCAACAGCUGCAUAGAGCAGCUCAAGAAGCUCCUGGAGAAGGAAUUCCAGCAGCAGGAACCCAAUGCCAAGCUGGAGAAGGCCGACGUCCUGGAGAUGACAGUGACCUUCCUGAAGCAGCAUCUCCGGCCUCGGGCUCCUGUCUCCGCCGUCCCUAGGGCGCACAGUGAAGGCUAUGCCCAGUGCUGGCGGGAGACCCUCCACUUCCUGUCCAGCUGCAAGGGGGGCAUGCCCCUGCAGUGGCUUCACUGUCUCCAUGGAUCCCAGAGAGCCACUCAGCAGCUCUACCCCAUGUCUCCUGCCAGCUCCACAUGUGAACUGGUCCCAGUGAAGCAAGAACCUGGUGCUGAGAAACCCAUCUGGAGGCCGUGGUAGAGCCACUGGCACAUGAGAACCUCAGGGGUGGUC
Messenger RNA from Paramormyrops kingsleyae, 441 nucleotides. NCBI's taxonomy places the organism in Eukaryota, Metazoa, Chordata, Actinopteri, Osteoglossiformes, Mormyridae. The record is from RefSeq and is a predicted model, not a curated record.